This is a messenger RNA of Suillus bovinus, 1325 nucleotides long. RefSeq lists its product as uncharacterized. Bases 59 to 997 code for a protein of 312 amino acids. The transcript is spliced from 3 exons. The record is from RefSeq and is a predicted model, not a curated record. NCBI's taxonomy places the organism in Eukaryota, Fungi, Basidiomycota, Agaricomycetes, Boletales, Suillaceae.
CAAAAGUUUUGCACAUUCAAAACUCACUGUCAGUAGGAAAGUCGACCAUAGCUGCAAUAUGGCGCGUCUUGAUCCUGUUUCGAGCGACGACGACGCUCCGGAAGCAGUCUCUCACUCUGUUUCCAAACGAAAUGCUAAACGGGAGAAGAAAACCCUUCGUGACUUUGAGGCAGACGAAAACGCGCGGAAGAAGGCACAUAACCGGGAAAGAGAUCGGAAAUUGAAGGAGCGGGCAGUUGUUACGCGUCUGGGGAAGCUUUCUGAUAAUGCAAGGCGGACGGGAAAGCGGAAAGCUCCAAAGGAAUCUAAUGUCGAAAGUGACGAGUCCUCCGGUGGGGAAGAUGAUAUUCUUGAGGAUAACGCGUUGGAGAAGCGAAUGCGUCGUGCAAUGGAGGAUGCUGCUGAUGAAAUGGAUGACGACGACGAUGGGAAUGGCGACGGCGAGCUAGAGAAUCUGACAGAUGGAGGAUCAGGUGACAGUGGAGCAGAUGAAGAUAUGGCAGAGUUCGAUGCUGAAAGUGGGCUAGAAGAGGAUGAGGAGAUGACGAGUGGCAGUGAGGACGAAGCAGAAGACGAACACCGGCCUCCGUUGACAAAGUCAUCGGCCAAGGGACAAUAUCUGGAAGAUAGUCUUUUCGCGUCUGCAUUUGCUUCGCAAAGUGCGCUCGUAACGGCAGAUACUACUGCAACAAAGUCACUGCAAAAGGCGCAACCAUCGAGAAAACGGCAGCGACGGCCACUCACGCGCGCCAAAGACCUUGUUGUCGGAAAUCGUACUAUCCGUACCCUACCCAAUUCACUUGGGUCCAAAGUUCAUUCAACAGCUCACACCAUCCCAUCACAAAAGAUACGCAAAUUUAUCAAUCAAAGUCUUGGUAUUAAAGGUCGGCUAUCGUCUGCUAAAGCAAAAUCACGAGGAUGGGAGAGACGGCCAGCGAAUGUCGGUGUAAUGAAAUGGACUGGAGCACCUUCUGGUUUUGUUCGCGAUAAGCAAUAAAGAUUUAUGCCUACCAGUUGCGACAUUUAAACCCAAAGACGAACUCCGGAUGGCGAUGGAUUUGGGCACCUGUUACAUCCAGGAAUCACUCAAAGUCUGAUGGGAUAUCCAUCCUGAGAUGGAAGACGUUGACUAUCACUUAGUCAUCGCGACCUGCAGUUACCAUACAAUCGCAAUGACUGUUGUCACCGAGAGAUCUCACUCAGUAGUUUCUUCGUGGGGACGUUCCUGGAAUACAAUGGUUCCAAGUAGCAGCGUAGUUUGUUUGUUUCGACAAAUCUGUAGAUAUUCGGAAUUCAUUAGACUGAUGACCGCUGUCUACCCUCAA